Molecule: messenger RNA, 2611 nt
Organism: Cajanus cajan (pigeon pea)
Lineage: Eukaryota; Viridiplantae; Streptophyta; Magnoliopsida; Fabales; Fabaceae
Product: zinc finger CCCH domain-containing protein 29
Molecular function (GO): metal ion binding; protein binding
Source: RefSeq, a predicted model, not a curated record
UUCUUCCUGAUUGCUGUGAGUCUGUGACAAUAAAAAGGGCAACCCUUACCCCCCUUUCUCCCUCAUCUUUGCUCAAUCGAGGUCUUCUCGAUUUUUUCAUUCACGCUUUCUUACAACCAUUUCACUCAUACUACUCCCUCCCUACUACUCAAAAGGAUUUGGGGCAUGUGCAGUGAUUCAAAGAGUAAGCUUUCUUCGCCAAACCUCGUCAUGGAGAAUGGUAAUCUUCAGAAGCAGAAUCUAGAUGGUCUCUACAACUUCUCAGUUCUGCUGGAAUUGUCUGCAUCAGAUGAUUUUGAAGCUUUCAAAAGAGAAGUGGAUGAGAAGGGGUUGGAUGUGAACGAGGCAGGGUUUUGGUAUGGUAGAAAAAUUGGGUCAAAGAAGAUGGGAUCCGAAACAAGGACCCCUCUCAUGAUUGCUUCUUUGUUUGGAAGCACUAAGGUGGUCAACUAUAUUCUUGAGGCAGCAAGUGUUGAUGUAAACAGGGUCUGUGGUUCUGAUGGGGCCACUGCUCUCCAUUGUGCUGUUGCUGGGGGCUCUGAAUCCUCACUUGAGAUUGUCAAGCUCUUGCUUGACGCUGGUGCUGAUGCUGAAUGCCUUGACGCCAGGGGCAAUAAGCCGGUUGAUCUGAUUGCUCCCGCCUUCGAUUCAUCGUCCAAAUCGCGAAGGAAGGCUAUGGAGUUGUUCCUCAGAGGUGAGGAAAGGGAUGAACUCAUGAGCCAGGAGAUGGAGCUGCAGAUGUUCUCAUCCAAAGAAGGUGCUGAGAAAAAGGAAGGAAGUGAUAAGAAAGAAUAUCCUGUUGACAUAUCGUUGCCGGACAUAAACAACGGUGUAUACGGAUCGGAUGAGUUUAGGAUGUACAGCUUCAAGGUGAAGCCAUGCUCGAGGGCUUACUCCCAUGACUGGACUGAGUGUCCAUUUGUUCAUCCAGGGGAGAAUGCAAGGAGGAGAGACCCAAGGAAAUACCCUUAUAGCUGUGUUCCUUGCCCUGAGUUUCGCAAGGGAACCUGCCAGAAGGGGGAUUCCUGCGAGUAUGCUCAUGGUGUUUUUGAGUCAUGGCUCCAUCCGGCCCAAUACCGAACAAGGCUUUGCAAGGAUGAGACUGGUUGCACUAGAAAAGUCUGCUUCUUUGCUCACAAACCUGAAGAGCUGCGCCCGGUGUAUGCUUCCACUGGGUCGGCUAUGCCUUCGCCGAAAUCCUAUUCAGCUAGCGGACUUGACAUGAGUGCUAUGAGUCCAUUGGCUCUUAGUUCAACAUCUUUGCCUAUGCCAACUGUUUCAACCCCACCCAUGUCUCCCUUGGCAGCUGCUUCCUCUCCCAAGAGUGGAAACCUGUGGCAGAACAAAAUAAACCUCACUCCACCAUCCCUGCAGCUCCAGGGUAGCCGGUUGAAGUCAGCUUUGAAUGCCAGGGAUCUGGAUCUGGAGAUGGAACUGCUAGGUCUAGAAAGCCCGGCUCGUCAACAACAGCAACAACAACAACAAUUGAUAGAAGAGAUUGCCAGGAUCUCUUCCCCCUCUUUCCGGAGCAAGGAAUUCAAUAGGAUUGUUGACAUGAGUCCAACUAACCUUGAUGACCUGUUAGCAUCUGCUGACCCUUGUGUGUUAUCUCAACUACAUGGACUUUCGGUGCAACCUUCAACACCUACACAGUUGCAACAAUCUCCAAGCAGCCUUCAAAUGCGCCAAAACAUGAACCACCUUCGCGCCAGUUAUCCAUCCAACAUCCCUUCCUCUCCUGUGAGGAAGCCUGCAGGAUAUGGGUUUGACUCAUCGGCUGCUGUGGCCGCUGCGGUGAUGAAUUCCAGGUCGGCUGCUUUUGCAAAGCGAAGCCAAAGUUUCAUCGACCGUGGAGCUGCAACCCACCAUUUUGGGCUGUCUUCACCUUCCAACCCUUCCUGUAGGGUGUCCUCUGCCCUUUCAGAUUGGAGUUCCCCCACCGGGAAACUCGAUUGGGGUGUAAACGGAGACGAGCUGAACAAGCUGAGGAAAUCUGCUUCAUUUGGGUUCAGAAACAAUGGGGUGACUGCAUCCCCCAUAGCACAGCCAGAACAUGUUGAGCCUGAUGUCUCAUGGGUUCAUUCAUUGGUUAAAGAUGUUCCCUCUGAGAGUUCUGAGAUAUUUGGUAAAGAGAUGCUUUCACCAUGGGGGGAGCAGCUGUACAUAGAGCAGGAGCAGAUGGUAGCAUGAGUAAGGGCUACCAUAGCAAUGCUUCUUGGUUAUGCUGACAAAAGUUUAUUAAUUUAUUUAUUGAUUUUAUUAAUUUGAACUGCGACAACUAUCCAACAUUACACAAGAGUAUAGAUAGGGAUAGGCCGAGAUCUUAUGUUGCAAAGAACAAAGUUCAGGUUAAUCCAGAGAUUUGAACGGAGUUUCAACUUCUAGAUCAGAGAAGACUUGGAGAAAAGUUGGAAGAAGGAUGCUGAAUUUUUUUUUAUUGUAUAAUAAUAUAAUUUAUAAUUUAUUCCCCCCUCUUUCUCUACGGGGGUGAAUGUAUUUUCUGUAGCAAGUGGACCCAAGGUGUUUGUCAUUGAUUAAGUAGCACAAUUCUUUAUAUAUAUAUAUAUAUUGUUAUGCCAUUUGAUCAAUGCGUAUCCGUUGUUGCGAAGUA